Messenger RNA from Lymnaea stagnalis (great pond snail), 4837 nucleotides. The record is from the annotation of a GenBank genome assembly. Lineage: Eukaryota; Metazoa; Mollusca; Gastropoda; Lymnaeidae.
CUACGCAUAGGCAUCGCCAGUGACAUGGAACCACCGGGGCCAUCAAUCACCCGUCUAAAUCUCACCGCUAAACCAACGCUGUCGGCUCCCCGCCCAUGAUCAAGAUGUAUACCUGGGUGCAUGGUGGGGACUUAUCUUACGUGGCUCAAAUCUGUCAUGAUUAUCGGUCAGAGAAUCCUGAAAUUUUGUAUCCCGCGACCUCCGAACGUACUCUGGCUGUUGUGAGACGACUGCUCUCAGUGACAGGCGUGUGUAUCCAUCGGUGAAGUUUGUUCGAUGCAUGUGUGGGUGCAUUGUUUAAGCUGCAGAGCCCAUUUUAAUGUAAUGUAAUUCGUACAGAUCGAUGCGUGCGGUCUUCAAAUAGUGUAUUAUCCUCUGGGCACGUGAUAUUCAAAGUACUUGCUAAUGUUUUCAAAAUUGCUUUUAAAAACAAAACAAAUUCUAUAUUUGACAGAGGGAUUCUACGAGGACAACACCAGAGAAUUGAUGACUUCAACUGAAUAAUUUGUUUCUCAUUGGAUAUACGUAAUAGUAUCUCGAUUCCUUAAAAAUCUUGGACACGAAUCGCUCAAAACAAAGUGUAUUUUGCUCUUAAACGAUAAAGUAUUAAAUUUUAUUCUUUGGACACGAUUCAAUUACAACAAAUCAGUCGCCAUUUUGAAAACGGUUGCAAGGUCAUGGUCAUCCAAAUCUAUAAUUAAACGUUUGUUUUGAAUUUUCUUCUGGAACAAUAUAAUAGGCAAUCCCUAAAUCUUAAAUUAUAGCAGAAGACGAUUAGGUAAAAAUCAUGGAUUUGAUGAGACAUUUUAACUGAUUCGUUAUCACACAACGCCAUUUGGGUGCAGGUUAUUACAAAAAGGAAAACCACUUCCUGCGUCAAAAAACUUCUUGCAUGAUUCCGUCAUCACCUGACAUUUGUUUUUUAAAAUGGUGACGCAUCAAGUAGCGAAUGCCAAGUCAAGAGUACUUGUGGCAUUCUUAAUUCUGAAUGCGAUGCUUCAAGCGGUUGCUGACAUUCCUACAUGUAAGUAGAAGUAGAGGCGUUUUGGUUACACUCCCAUGUGUAAGUAAAAAAUAUUGACCUCUCACUAAAAAUCCCAUUAAAUGUUAGGACUAUAGACCUUUCGCAAAAAAUCCCAUUAAAUGUUAGGACUAUAGACCUUUCGAAAAAAAUCCCAUUAAAUGUUAGGACUAUAGACCUUCGCAAAAAAUCCCAUUAAAUGUUAGGACUAUAGACAUUUCGCAAAAAAUCCCAUUAAAUGUUAGUAGAACUACAGACAUUUCGCUAAAAUUCCAUUAAAUGUUAGGACUAUAGACCUUUCGCUAACAUUACAGUGUAGUGUAAGUAGAUUUCUUUGAGUAUGAAAAUUUAGCUGUACCAGAUUCCGAGCAGAUCCCCCCCCCCCCCAAAAAAAAAAAAAAAAAAACAACAAGUAAGUGGGAAAGAUGGCUUUUUAAUGUCAUAAAUAUCAUCCACUAUAAUCACGAAUGAUAAUUCUCUCGGUACGAAAGUAUUUCUGUAACGCUGUAUUCAAUAGGCACGCAAAAUAAAAUUCCCAGAAGUUAGUAAAAAUUGGGACUCUUCAUAAGGUGCAUUACUUGAAUGGCUGUUUUUUUUUUUUUUUCAAAGUAACUAUAGUAGAUGGAAAGUUCACACAUUGUCAUUGCCAUUUUCGGCGAUUUAAUUAUAAUCCUAUUAGAAUUUCGCAAUCUUUUAAAUCGCUACAUCCUGGAAGACGCUUAAGAAAACUGUCACUAUGUGAAUAGGGUGGUGGUUGGGGGGGGGGGCGUGAAUAGGGUGGUGUCAAUCUUUUAAAUCGCUACAUCCUGGAAGACGCUUAAGAAAACUGUCACUAUGUGAAUAGGGUGGUGGUUGGGGGGGGGGGGCGUGAAUAGGGUGGUGGUGGUGGUGGGGGGGAUGCUUGUGGAGACUCAGCUCCCUCCGCUCUACGUCCGAACAGACUGCACCCGGAGCCCGUUUUGUGUGGCAGUGAAGAUGUCAGGUCGCCAGCCAGUCGUGUUCAUUGCGUUCUUGGAAUAAAGACUGAGGAGUUGACCUAUUAGAUCAGUGGUUCUCGACCUGUGGGUCCAACCACCCAUACACAGGGGGUCGCCUGCGACCAUCGGAAAACACAUCUUUAUGAGGCAGCAACGAUGAUAAUUUUAUAGUUGGAGGUCACUACAACAGGAGGAACUGUAUUAAAGGGUCGGGGUAUUGGGAAGGUUGAUAACCACUGUAUUAGAUGAGAUAUUUUUUAAAAGUUAUAUAAUUCAGACACGGCUCAUACUCAUAAAAUGACUUCUGUAAGACGGCUGUAAAAUUAAGAAUACUAAUUGGAGGACUGCGUUCAAACCGUGUGAAGGAAAUAGAACAAGGAAUGUGGAAGCUUGAAUCGAAAGAAAUGACAAUAAGAAAAUAACUUCCGACAAUAACAGUGGCGAACCUUAAGUUUUUUUUUUUUUUUUUUUUUUUUUUUUUUAAACUUUUUUCUUUUUUUUUCAGUAGAUGUUGAGAUGAGAUGAUUCAGUAGAUGUUGAGAUGACAUGAUUCAAUAGAUGUUGAGAUGAGAUGAAUAUUCAUUUAUUCCUGUCUGCGCAGGAAGGCUCUUAGCCGAAACGUUCUUCUCUUAUUGCUCUCUUAUUGUCCUCUUAUUGUCCUGUCUUUCGUUUCAAGCGUCCACAUAUCCUGUUCAGUGAAUUUCUGCACCGGAAUGUAUGAUAUAGUAAAGAAUUGAAUCUGCUUUCAAACUCAUGAUACAACGCAUGCAUCAAUCUAAAAUUUAACACUUAAUUCAAGAAGCGAUUAAAAAUAUUUGCAUGCACAUAAAUUUAUGUUUUUUAAAAAAAUAUUCCGAAUAGACCUAGUCUAAAAAUGAAAAGAUUUGUCUGAAGUAACAAAAUAGAAAUUAUUUCUAGGUUUACAAUUAAACCCCAGAAACAAUUCCAAUUUAAAUGCUAUUCUAUAACCACAGACUAUCUGGGUGACUUUUGUUCUCUCACACUGGACAUGGAGCAGGCCAGGAUCUCUGCCGGGCGGCUGCUCCUCCGCAGACCUGGUCAGCAGAUGAACAGUCUGAAUUGUGACGUCAUCAUCAGGGCGCCCGCCAACAAGAAAAUCACCUUCAGAUUCCACAGGUUUGACGUGCACCCGGGACAGGGAUGCUUCAGUAACUACAUUCGGCUGUUUGAUGACGCAACAUUCAAAAUACCACUCACAGGUAAACGAAACCCAAAUCAGGUAACAAUUUCGCUCACAGGAACAAUACCACUUACUGGUAACAACACAGGUAGAAGGAAGUAGGUAAAAUGAGGUAAGAGAAAACUCGAAAAAGGGACGCAACAUAAAUAACAAAAGUGUCGACAAGAAGCCUUCGUCUGCAAACAGUUCAAAUGGUAAAAAAUAAAGAAAUAAAAAACUUAGAUGAAAUAUUGUAUCCGAAAGUAGUCAAACCUUAGUAGGUUAGAGAGUUAAUAUAGGCAAAUGGGGAAGGAAGAGAGGAAGCGGGAGUGCACGGUGAUUGGCUGUGAAAAGGAAGGGGCGGAGAAACGACGUAACAGGUGAAGGAGAACGCUAUGUUAAUGCCGAAUCCUUUAUCUGUUUGUAGAUCAGCUGUGCAACGACGCUGUUCCCAAGAAGGCGUACAAGUCAACGACGGAGCUAGCCGGGAUCAAGGUCGACAAAGAGCUCUUUGUUCGUGACCAGAUAGAAUUGCUGUUCACCGCUUUUACGUACGGUGAGUCACUUGGUCUUGUCUGUGCGUCUCUUUAUAUUUACUUUUUACCAGUGUUUAGAAGAAAAAAAAUCAUUUCACAAAUGAAUAUCAGAUUCGUUAAAAUCAAAGGAAUACAAACUGCUGAUUUUAUCAGAGAAACUUUAACUUCUAAAUGGUUCUGAGAAAUCCAACCUUUAUUGUAAUAAUUUUUUUUUUACUGCCAGCUCCCUGCACCGGAAGUGAAUACAGCUGCAAGAACGGACACUGCAUAGCCGGCGAACUCUACUGCAACGGCUUUGACAAUUGUGGGGACAGUUCGGACAUCUGCAUUCUGAGAGCGGGGACAGUACUGGCCAUCAUCAUAGGUGUCAGUGUCGUGGUGGCGCUGUUGGGGAUCGGUCUGGGCGUGUACUUGUUCAGGCGACAGAGGAGAAUUCGACGAGAAAGGGUUUCUGGCUGAAGCUAUGCACGCGGCCACCAUUGUAACUUUAUAUUCAUUCAUUUCGAAAGCUUUGUAUAGAAAAAACAAUUAUUUUAAUUGAAAUGUAUUCAAGUCCACGUUUGAUAAAGACAUUUUAUUUAUUUAGUCAAUUUAGUUUGGGUUGAAAUAUUCCACAAAAAAUAUAUCGUACAAAUGUUGCUAGUUGGAUAUCAAUGGCAACGUCAUCAUCAGUGGCGCUACAGCCCAUGUAGGGCCCUGGCCUGCUCCAACCCAUCCUUCCGUUUGGCUGAUCCAUGGCUGUCCGCCUCCGUGCGCGAACCCCCAACUGGUUUACGUCCUUCUCUGCAUCGUCAAUCCACAUACCAUAACAAGUCUAACAAUUUGAUAACGUUAUUUUUCUGAAUAUAAGGGAUUAUUUUGAACAUAUAUAUAUAAACAAGUGAAGACGUUAGACGACAGAAAUAUUUUAUAAAAUGUUCAUGCACAGUGAACAAAAUUAUAACGGUCAUUUUUCGUUGGACCUGUGAUGAGAAAAAAAUGAAGUUUCAGUUGACCCCCAGGCAGUUUCAAGUUUGUAUUUUAUAUGAAGUCAUUUUAUAUAGUCAUUGUAGUAUAUCAUAUUGAAUGUCGCAAUGAAACAUUAAAAAUUAAUAUGGGGAAGACCUAAUCUUUAAGAAAUCUG